UCGGGGAAGAUGGCGGCGCUGACGGCGGAGAACUUUGCGGCCCUCCAGAGCCUGCUGAAGGCCUCCUCGAAAGAUGUUGUCAGACAGCUGUGCCAAGAGAGCUUUUCCAGUUCAGCCCUUGGCUCGAAAAAACUCUUGGAUAUGACGUGUUCCAGCCUGUCUGUGACCCAGGAGGAGGCAGAACAACUGCUCCAGGCUCUGCACCGCCUCACCAGGCUGGCAGUGUUCCGGGACCUGUCCUCCGCCGAAGCAAUGCUGACCCUCUUUCCUGAAAACUUCCACCAAAACCUCAAAAACCUGCUGACAAAAAUCAUCCUCGAACGCGUAUCUACUUGGAGAGCUGAAGCCCUCACAAAUCAGAUCUCUCUGCCGCGCCUGGUUGACCUGGACUGGAGGGUGGACAUCAGAACCUCCUCCGACAGCAUCAGCCGCGUGGCUGUCCCCACCUGCCUGCUGCAGAUGAAGAUCCAGGAAGAUCCCAGUCUGUGUGGGGACCAGCCCUCUGUGUCAGCUGUCACCAUGGAGCUGAGUAAGGAGACGCUGGACACGAUGUUAGACGGGCUGGGCCGCAUCCGGGACCAGCUUUCCGCCAUGGCCAGCAAGUGACUCGGCCAGCUGGCCCCGCCGCCCUGCCCGCCCGCCUCCCAGCACACGCUGCCCUCGCAGCCACCCACAGCGGGCGGUGGUGGGGACAGUGGGAGGCGGCCAUCCAGAAGGCGCAGCUGGACCGGGAGGAAGCAGCCAGGCCCCCACGCUGUUCUCCUCACUCACGUUCUUCUUCCUCUUUCCGAAGCUGGUGAGCAGAAGCCGCUGUCCUCGCAAGGCUCCUUUGUGGGACUUAAUGACCGCUGUGGUGGCGAGAGGGGCAUUUGCUUGGUCAGCUGCCUCUGCCUGAUUGAUUGGAAAAUUCAGGCCCAAAUUGUGGCGUUCGUCUUAAGAUGUUCCUUUCCAGCAUUUGGGCUGAUGAGCUCCUUUCCAGCUCUGGAGCCGUGCAGGGAGUCGGGUGGGUGGUGCCAGCAGUUCUGCUUCUCUGUCAGAGAAGCCAGGCGGAUCCCACAGGGCCAGGCCCCCGCAGCGUGCCCGCCUGCCCUGAGUCCAGAGCCCUCCUGAGCUCCCUCAGUCCUGCCGGACGACCUGAAGCAUAGGAAGUGGGAGCCCAUUCCCUUCUCCAGGGAGCCAGAGACCCCUGCCUUGAUGUAAUGUGGCCACUCAGGGUGAAGAAGUGGGAGUGAUUGGAAAUAAAUAAGUUCUAAAAACUUCAUGAUUCCAGCCACGCUUCCGUAGCUUCUGUCCUUAGCCUGAGUCCUUGUCUUCGGCCAGUGAUGCCUCUCGAUCCCCACAUCCUCAUUCCCGGCUGAGCCCGUGGUGUGACCUGAAAGCGGGCCUGUGAACUGCCCCACCUUCCGUGUAUCCCCCUGCAUGUAGAGCAGAAGACAGCGCGGUUGACAUCAGGAGGUGCUUGUCACGAGAGCUGUGAUGAAAGCGCUCCUCAAGGACUUUAACCAGACGGAAUCGUCUCUGACUCAUGCCUGACACGUCCCAGGGGCUCAGUAUAAGGUGUUCCCCUCCGUAUACAGAUCACCCAUUAGCACGAACCUGCAGCCUGCCCUGAGAGCUUUGCUUUGGCGGCUUCUGGGGUGGUUGUGUGCGGAUGGGGCGGGAGGGUGGAUAGAGGAGGCAGGGCCUCAGGAUAAGAGGAUGCGCUCAAGCUCAAUUCCUGCUCCCCCCGAGUUUUUACUUUUUUUAAUUAAAUGGCAAUAGUAAUUGUACCUACUCUAUAGAACUUUUGUGAAGAUUAAGUGAUAUAACAUACCUAAAAGCACUUAGCACUGUUAUGGCAAAUAGGAAGGGCUGGAUAACCUUAGCUUUGGUUAUUAAUGGGAAGGAAAGUAGAAAGCUCUCUGCAUUCACUGUUUCGUCCGCUGUAACGGGGUUGGUGUGACUGUGGACGUUUUUAUCCUCCCUUUAUCAACGAGGGUAUUCGCUCAUCGAGGCAAAGUCGCCCGCUAGUAAAUGGCCUCAUCAGGACUGGGGCCCAGAUUUCUCUAACACACAGGACUCUGCAGGGGACUUGGCGUUCUGUGAUUUUAGCUGCAUUUGGAAAAUACUGGAACUGAAGUAGAGAUGAGAAAUCUUUACUGCUUCUCCACCCCCAGUAAAACACCAGGGAAGUCAAGAAAGAAAAAAAAAACCCAAGCUCCUCUUUGCCAUCCUUUGGAGGCUGAGCUGCCUUCUGUUAAAAUGGCAGUUCUUUGCCCGUUCGGGGCCACACGCAUUGAGAAUCUGAUGGAAGAUGUGGAUCCCAUCUGUAGGAAAUAAACACUUGAGUUUUUAUUCAAGGACAAGCCUUCACGGACCCUGAAGGCCAGCCCAGUAUCUCCAGGUCGAGGGCCCCUGGUCUCACCCUCAGGUUGAGUUCAGCCUUGUCAUGAAUUCAUCCGCCUCUCUUUUCCUUCUACUUUCUGUGACCCUCAGAGAUCUCCAAAUGCCUGUCACCGGGCCUCCCAUGGAAUGCCGUAAGAAACAGACUGAAGCAGGAAGCCCGGCAUAGGUGUCUGGACUGGUGGACAUUCCUUUAGUCACAUCCACACCUACAGCACGUUCAAGAAAUAACAUCAAUAUAUGUUUGCUACCCUUCACCUCACAUGCUCGUUUAAGGGGGUGGUUUUCCCACUGUUGGCCAGGAUGGAUUGUUUGUAGAUACCACAUUCAUGACCCUGUCUCAGAAAAACCUCCUAGCUUCUACCUGUUGCUGUCAAAGGAAGUUCCUAUUCACAUCCCUAGAAACAGGAGGCAUGGGAUGUCUUGCAGGGCCACGUGGAGAAGGACCAGGGUUGGUCAGGAGGCAGAGGGCAAGGGAAUAGCAUGGCCCAGAGCCUUUCUUGGGAUUUUCGCAGAAGGAAUGGGCGAGGCGGAGUAGGCACGCUGUAUAAGCAGAGGGUUGGCUAGUUUGGAUAAUUUUGGCAGGUCUGGGCUACAGGUGUGGCUGCUAGCUGUCCGGAACCUGGUCCUGGGGUGAUUCAGGGCAGGGAGGAUACUGGCUGGGGUGCGAGAGAUUCACUAGCCCUAGGAGGUCAGUCUCUCCAGGGUCAAGGCCCCAAAUGCCGUAGUAUCAAGAAUACGGAAGAUAUAAGAUAGUGUAGUCAGUGCAAGGUUAUGCUAUGGUAACAGACAACCCCAAGGUUGCAGUGGCUUUUACAUGACAGAAGUUUAUUUUUGCUACACAGCCAGUGCAGGUUGGGGACAGAGGGACAAGUGCUCUGCUCCCUGUAGUCACUAAGGGGCCAAGGACGUGGAAACUUCACCUCAACACACGCCUGCCCAGCCACCGAGGCAGGAUGAAGGAAUGUGGUGGAUAUCAAGCUUGCACUUGAAGUUCUGCCCGGAAGGGAUGGGCCAGUCACGUGGUCACACCUGACUUUAAAGAGGGCAGAGAACAUCAGUCCUUCCAUGUACCAGGAAGGAAGAGAAAUAAGAUAUUUGCAAUCAGUUAUGAUAACUAUUGUUUCCCUGACACCUGAACCAAAGAUUCCUUUUUGCCUAAACUGGUUUGUAUCAGUACUUACAAACAAAAGAAUUGUAACAACACACCAUCUCAGCACCUUUUCUCAUGAUAAACUUCAUCCCCUGUGUGGCACGAGAAAGGUGUGAAACAUUUUCCGAAAUACCUUACCGCCUGUUCACCGUACCCUCCCAAAGUCCAUGGAGCAUCGGUCCCUGAGGAUCUGUGCAUUUUCCUGAGGAGGAGUCAGCUCGGAGACUCCCAGGGCGAACUCCAGUCUGGGUCUUUCAACACAAAGGCCUGUGCUCUCUCCAUUCCUGCCUCGAUCCUGGAAAAAGACAACUUGGGUUCUUCACAGAUGGCAGAACUUCCCGCUUAAUCUGGCAACAUUCAGCUUCCUUCCUACUUCCUGCUUCUGGUGGUUUUCAGGUCCAAAGACUGACCCAAGGGCCAGACAUUUGGGUCUGUCCCGCAAGCCGGUUCUCUAAACACACACGGUGGGUGCCGUGUCUAACAGUCAUUAGUCAAGCUCUGUGCUCUGGUAUUUCCAGGUUUCCAGGAAGUGAGUCCGGUGUGGUACAGAAGGUGCUUUGUUAUUUUGUUCAGUAAACUAAGAUGUUAUCAGAAAUGAGAGGGGUUUUUUUUUAUUACAUUUUUAAAAUAUUUUCAUCUAGAAACCACUGGCUACCUGGCAUUUUGAAAGCUUUCCAGUGGUUGGCCAUUUACAGGAACUAUUUUGAACCUGUAACCCCUGACUUCAAGUACUGAUCAUUCGUAAACAUUCUCUCACCUGUGUGAUGCUGACUUUUGUACAAUUUCCUUCUUCCUUUAGUGCUCACAUUUCUGUGGUUUAAUUGUCCUUUUUACAACUACUUUAAGAAAGAAAAAAAAAAGAUUUCUUGGUAGUAUUUUCUGGUUAGUACCAGGGAACCCUGAUUUCCAAGGAGAGAGAACCAUUCUUCAUUUGAGGAAAUGUAAAGAACUCUUAAAGGUAAGCCUGGGAAGCUGAGUUUCUACUAGCCCCGGGCUCUUGGGAAAGACUCUGAUGGGCUUUUCCACCUCAUCUGCAAGUGGAGAUAAGAUAACUGCUUAGAUAACGCAUCUCAUAGAUUUAUAGUAAACUACAAAGUAGAACCCUUGGCUGAAGAAUGGGACUCUCUUGGCUGUUGGUGUCAACCUUGCAUUAGCCAUGUGACCUUAGACACAUAGCACACGGUGAAACACAGUCCUGUCGCAACAGGUUAAAUCAUAAAUGAAUUGAUAGAGUCUGUCACACACAGUGAAGUGAGUCAGAAAGAGAAAAACAAAUACCAUAUAUUAACACAUAUAUGCGGAAUACAGAAAAAUGGUACAGAUCAGUCAGUUUGCAAGGCAGAAUUAGAGACACAGAUGUAGAGAACAAACAUACGGACACCAAGUGGGGAAA
Hippopotamus amphibius kiboko is the source of this 4928-nucleotide messenger RNA. It is a transcript of the gene COMMD9, whose product is annotated as COMM domain containing 9. The transcript is spliced from 6 exons. The record is from RefSeq and is a predicted model, not a curated record. NCBI's taxonomy places the organism in Eukaryota, Metazoa, Chordata, Mammalia, Artiodactyla, Hippopotamidae. Bases 10 to 606 code for a protein of 198 amino acids.